AAAUAAUAAUAUGCAAUGCAUUUUAACGGUUAGCGGUCUUACGUGCUGGUGGUGAAGAUGACUACCUAGUAUAGGUACUACUUCAUCGGAACAUUGCGUGAUAUUGUUGUUGAAAUUAAUAUCGAACCAACUCGACAUUUUUAUCACUGUUUUGUUAUUAUCGUAGUCGUCGUCAUCGGAUAUUAUAGUUGUUACGCAUCGAUUUUCGGGCUUAUUUCCAGAGCUCUCGACCGAGACCUUGGACUCCACAGUCGCAUAGGGACCACGUCUGAGAUGUUUCAUAGCAGUCGGUGUGCAUCAAUCGCUGUAGCAACAUGAUAAACACUGCGGUUAUGGAAGAAAACGAUUUUUAUUUUCUCAACAACAAAACCAAAACUACACCUAUCGAAAAGGAUUACAGRAUAUCCAAUAAUGUACUCGGACUGGGUAUCAAUGGCAAGGUGGUGCAGUGUUUUUCUGUUAAAACCGGUGAAAAGUAUGCGCUUAAGGUUCUCGUUGACUGUCAGAAAGCCAGAAGAGAAAUCGAUCUACACUGGAGGGCUAGCGGUUGCAUAAAUAUAGUCAAUAUAAUUGAUGUAUACGAAAACCAAUACAUGGAGAAGAAAUGUUUGUUGGUUAUCAUGGAAUGCAUGGAAGGUGGUGAAUUAUUUCAACGUAUACAAGAACACAAUGAGGGAGCUUUUACCGAAAGGGAAGCUGCACAUAUUAUGACAGCCAUUUGUUCAGCAGUCAAGUAUCUUCAUGACCUUAAUAUUGCUCACCGUGACUUAAAACCUGAAAAUCUCUUGUAUUCUAAGCUUGGUGCUAAUGGCAUUUUAAAAUUAACUGAUUUUGGAUUUGCCAAGGAAGUAUCACAAAAAGCUCCAUUAAAAACACCUUGCUAUACGCCAUAUUAUGUUGCACCGGAAGUUCUAGGUCCAGAAAAGUAUGAUAAAAGUUGUGAUAUAUGGUCAUUAGGAGUGAUCAUGUAUAUAUUAUUGUGUGGAUUUCCGCCUUUUUUUAGUAAUCACGGGCAAGCUAUUUCGCCUGGCAUGAAAAAUCGAAUUAAAACUGGACAAUUUGACUUUCCUAGUCCAGAAUGGAAUAAUGUGUCUAGUGAUGCUAAAACUUUAAUUUCAAGUAUGUUAUCUGUUGAUCCUUCAGUUCGUCUUACCAUCAAUGAAGUUGUGAAACAUAAAUGGAUUGCAAGCUAUACCGAAGUACCCCAAACACCAUUAUAUACCGGAAAAAUGUUGAAAGAGUCUGAAGAUGUGUGGCCCGAAGUUCAAGAAGAAAUGACCCGGUCUCUAGCUACAAUGCGUGUGGAUUAUGAUCAAGUCAAUAUAAAAUCGUUAAAUACUUCUAAUAAUUCAUUAUUAAACAAGCGACGAAAAAAAGCUUCUAACAGUGCAUAGACUUUUUAAUACUAMAUUUAUUUUCCAGAUUAUUCACUAUAAACUGACCCUUUCCUUAAUGCCCAUAUCUUAAUAAUUUUUGUUGGUUUUUAAAUUAUGUACUUUUUUCAAAUUUGAUUUUUGUACCACUGUUUAUUUAUAGUUAAAGUAAUGCAUGUAAUAGUAAGUUAAAAAAUAACAAAAUAGCUCUUUCUUUAUUGAACCUUGAUAGAAUUUUUUUAAUUACGGAAAAAUUAGUGCCAUUUCAUGAACAUUUAUUGAAAUAUUAGUUUAUAAAUUAAUUAAAUCUGCUAUCAAKAAUAGAAAGAAA
Messenger RNA from Diuraphis noxia (Russian wheat aphid), 1704 nucleotides. It is a transcript of the gene MAPk-Ak2, whose product is annotated as MAP kinase-activated protein kinase 2. Gene Ontology annotation, biological process: protein phosphorylation. The record is from RefSeq and is a predicted model, not a curated record. Gene Ontology annotation, molecular function: protein kinase activity; ATP binding. Lineage: Eukaryota; Metazoa; Arthropoda; Insecta; Hemiptera; Aphididae.